Iphiclides podalirius (scarce swallowtail) is the source of this 1032-nucleotide messenger RNA. Lineage: Eukaryota; Metazoa; Arthropoda; Insecta; Lepidoptera; Papilionidae. The record is from the annotation of a GenBank genome assembly.
AUGAAGAGGAGCGUCGCUCCACACCUUGCCGACGAAAAGCUGUAUUCGGCUUACGGAGGCAUCUUACGGAUUGCCGCCGCGGUCCAGAGCUACGGUAAAGGUCUGGCUCGACGCAAUCUGUUGGAGGAUGAGGAGCAAGUCUUUUCCAGGUGGCACCCAUGGAGGACACUCGCCGACACGUACAUAUAUGUCGACCCAGAUUGGACUCCAAUGAUGUACAUCAUGAUGGUCUCGUUUGCCGCUUUCGUCAUAUGCCUGUCGCAGAUCUGUUACAGUCUCGUGUUCGGAAAGGUGAGAGGGUGUCGUUGUGUAAGCGACGAUGACCACAUGUAUCCGGACCCGGGAUGUGAACAGAGAUCGUAUGCAACGAUGAAGAGACCUUAUGCAACGAUGAAGAGACCGUAUGCAACGAUGAAAUCCACCUAUCCCGCUGCUUUGCCAGCACACCACAGCUCCAUACUGUACAGCGAUCGCGCCCGUACGAAGCGAACCCGUAUCGGUGCGAAAACCUGCUCGCUGCGCUCAAUGCAAACGCAAAGGGUUUAUGAUCUCCACGAGAACACUGAGAAAUUGAUGGCGGUUAUAAUGAGCGAUAACCAGGAAACUAGCGAUGCGGAAUCCGAUCGAUCGAAACGGCUCGAGGGCCAAGUGACCGGAAGGAACGCCGCCGCGGCAUCCGCCAGGGACGCUAGUCCGCCGGAGAUCGAGACGUCGAUAUCCGAAUUAAAAAUAGACAAGAGUCCGAACGUGAGACGAUCACAAAUGUACUCCACUAGCACCAACUCGCAUUCGGCGAUAACCUAUUGCAACGAGCACCGAGACACGGGCUCCGCUUGGUCUGCCACCACCACAUCGGAGCAGUCAAUCACUUCAGGCAGUUUCAAAUCGCGCUGUAGGAAAACGAAGAAUUCGCGUGACCUCGCGUGGGCACGUCGCAUCGCCUCCAAAGCGUCGCAAGCGAAGUCCGCGACUUCCGGUACGGAGAUGGACGUAAACUCCUUCAUCACGCCCCCUUCGAAGCAUCUUUCACGU